AGCAUUGGAGCAAGAUGGCGCACGUCACUGGUGACUGGAAUCCCCUCGGCGAUGUAUUUUAUCGGAAAGUGGAACUGUAUUCUAUGGACAGACUAUGGCAGGAGGUGGCUGACCUUAGGAAAUUUAAGGUUGCCGUUGCUCCGUUUGGAGGACCGAUUGCUCUGAUGAGAGAUAGUAACAAGAUCACCCAGGUCAGGGGUUCUUCGCACAUAGUCAUUUUUAUCUUCUCAGCUGCAGGAAAAGAAAUCUCAAGAAUCAAUUGGGACAGCGGUAAUGUGAUCCAUAUCGGUUGGUCUUUAUCAGAAGACCUUCUCUGUAUCCAGGACGACGGCACGGUCCUGGUCUACAACAUCUUUGGCAAAUACCAGCGUAACUUUAACAUGGGACAGGAAUCGAGAGAAUCCAAGGUCAUUGAAUCCAAAGUGUUCCAUAACACAUCGUAUGGUGGCACUGGUGUUGCUGUCCUGACAGGAACCUACAGGAUCUAUGUAGUGAAUGAUGUACAUAACCCUGCGAGCAGGAAGAUGAUGGAAGUACCAGGACUCGAUGCACCACCCAGCAGCUGGUGUGUGAUAGGGGGCGACAGACAGAACCACAUCCUCCUGGCGAGAGACAAGCGCCUUUACAAGUUAGACCGUAGCGACAUGCAGCAGGAGAUACUUGAAACCAAGACCAAAGAAGUGAAUGCUUUUAUUGAGAUGGCCGUGUCCUUUGACAAUCGUUUCCUAGCACUCUUCAGUGAUACAGGCCUACUGUGGAUCGGGUCAUCUGAUUUACAGAAAACGUACUGUGAGUUUGAUACAAGCAGUCAGAUGCGUCCCAGACAGCUGGUAUGGUGUGGUACCGGUGCUGUGGUAGGAUACUGGGAGAACCUACUUCUGGUGAUUGGACCACAGAAAGACUGGAUCAAAUACAACAUGGAUACAGAUGCAGUGCUCAUACCAGAGAAUGAUAGUCUACACAUCCUCCAGACCCACACACAUGAGCUGCUUCAAAGGGUUCCAGGUGUCGUUGAGGAUAUUUUCAAGAUUGGUUCCAUGGCUCCAGGUGCCAUGCUCUAUGAGGCUUGCAGGGAGUUUCAGAAAGAAAGUCAGAAAGCUGAUGAGUACAUCCGUAUGAUCAAAGAUCAGUUGAGCUUAGCGGUUGAACAGUGUAUAGAAGCAGCCGGGGCAGAGUAUGAACCAAACUCACAAAAACUACUACUCAGGGCGGCAUCAUUUGGCAAGUGCUUUGGGACUAAUGUGAACGCAGACAAGUUUGUGAACAUGUGCAAGCUACUGAGAGUGCUGAAUGCAGUCAGAGAUUAUCAGAUAGGAAUUCCGCUCACAUAUGACCAACUCAAGAAGUUGACAUUGACUGUACUCAUGGACAGAUUAAUCUUGAGAAGACAGUGGGCAUUGGCACAGCAGAUCAGUCAGUACCUCAAGCUGCCAGAAUCAGAGGGUGAAAGCAGGAUACUAGGCCACUGGGCUUGUUACAAGGUUGAACAAAAACACAUUCCAGAUGAGCUGAUAGCUCAGAGCAUCAAGGAAAAGCUUGGUGAUACGCCAGGCAUAGCCUACUCAGAGAUUGCCAAGAAAGCCUCAGAGUGUGGAAGAACACAGCUGGCUGUCAAGUUGUUGGAGUAUGAGCCUAGAGCAGCGGAGCAGGUCCCUCUGUUGAUGACAAUGAGAGAUAGCAGGACAUCCCUUAGAAAAGCUAUCGAAAGUGGAGACACUGACCUAGUGUACAUGGUGCUGCUACAGUUGAAAGAGGAUCUCCCUCGAGGUGAAUUCUUGAUGAUGCUGAGAAACCAUCCACAGGCACAGGACCUUUUCUUGCAGCUGUGUCGAGAGCAACAUCCGAACCUCCUGCUAGAUCUGUACAACCAGAAUGAUAACUUCCAAGAGUUAGCCAACACUGCUGUUAGGGAUAGUCUCACUGAGAAGAAUUUGCAGAAGAGGUUAGAUCAGCUGAAUGCAGCACAAGACAACUAUAAGAAAGCGGCCAAUGAAUUCUCUAUGAAGGCAACAGAGGAAGAGAUCAAGUUGCUAGGUUACCAGCAGAGGAUGCAGGAGCAGUACAAGGAGCAGUUCCUCUAUCUCUCCCUCCAUGACACCGUCCAUAAACUGGUCGCCAAGAACCUGGGCAAGAUGGCCGAGCAACUCCGCAAAGAAUUCAAAUUCCCAGACAAGAGAUUCUGGUGGUUGAAGAUCGAUGCCUUGGCUGGAGCAGGAGAAUGGAUAGAACUUGAAAGGUUUGCCAAGAGCAAGAAAUCACCCAUUGGAUAUGAGCCAUUCGUGGAGUUGUGUAUGAAACAUCACAACAAGUAUGAAGCCAACAAGUAUGCUGCUAAGGUUGCUCCUGAACACAGGGUCAAGAUGUACAUCAGAAUGGGAACCCUAGAUGAAGCCGCUGAGCUCGCAUUCCAACAGAAGAGUGAGGAGGAUCUCAAUCUGGUUCUCAGACAAUGUGCCGGUAACAGACAACUCUCGGCUAAGAUCAACACCAUGAAGCAACAACUAGGCAAGAAAUAGAAUCCAUCAGACUCCUGAGAGAGAUGCAAGGACUUUCCAACACGAAGUAUGGUUUCCAUGGUCGCAAACAGAGUGCAAUACCAGUGUGCAUCACAUAGUGAAUUGAGAAAUUUUACACCAUCCUUUUACCUUAUUUUAUCGUGCAGUCGAAUGGGUUGUAUACAAUUUAUAUUACCUAUGAGGAGAGAAUUCCAUGGUUUUUUUUUCUUUCAAGUUGAGAUGAUGUUGAAUAGAUUAUUGAUUUAUCGGAUGGAGUGGAACUCUUAUUUAUACUAAACAUCCAAGACCUUAUUUAGUUCAGAGUUGAACUGCAGCAGCAUUAUAAUACACAAACCCAACCUGUCUUGUUUUACUCCACUAGGAGUGUUGAGUUGUGAUCAAAAUCUUGAUCCAGGGUGUUAAAGACACUUAGUAGUAGGCUCUCAUGGGUAGUCCGACACCAUUCGGGUGCUGUUAUGACCAACAGGCCUUGUGUAGUGCUCUGCAUUUUCCACCCUUCCCUCUUUCGUUAAAGUCAUAAUCUUACAUUUCCCUCGCCCAAAGGCUCUCUGAGAGAUUAUGGGGGGGGGGGAUUUUGAUGGGACUACGGGUUUGCUGUGUGCGAAACUUGUACACCCAUUAAUGGUAUUUCCACCGAGUCUGGUGUCAGAGAUUUAUGACCUUCUGCACGUGGAAACUGAAGACAGGAAAGGUUGGAAUCAUCAGUUUUCCUCAUGUGUGAGAGAUGAUGUUAAAGUUUGAAUCAUAAGAGAGUAUCCAAGAUACUAAAGAUGAGAGAAUGUGAUGGUAAUGAUGAUGAUCAUCAUCAUGGAAAAUGUAGUGAUAGUGAUGUUAGUGAUGAUGUUGGUGAUAGGAUGAAAAGGAGGAAGAUGUUGGUGACGUUGGUGAUGAUUGUGAUAAUGAUGUUGAUAAUACGAAUGAUAGUGGUACUGCUGGUAGUCGUGAUGAUGAUGAUGAUGGCAAUGAUGAUUAAGAAGAUGGUGACAGUGAUUCUGAUUAUCUUUUUCUGUUGAGCUUCACAACCUAUCACCCAGUGGAUGUUUGUGGCACUUUCUCCAGACAAUGGUAAUGAGAAUGAUAUGAGAAAUGACACAAAACAGAGCACAAAUCAGAAAUUGGAUGAAGGUGGACCAA
Messenger RNA from Strongylocentrotus purpuratus (purple sea urchin), 3650 nucleotides. RefSeq names its product vacuolar protein sorting-associated protein 16 homolog (gene vps16). Gene Ontology annotation, biological process: vacuole fusion, non-autophagic; intracellular protein transport; endosomal transport. Gene Ontology annotation, molecular function: actin binding. The record is from RefSeq and is a predicted model, not a curated record. NCBI's taxonomy places the organism in Eukaryota, Metazoa, Echinodermata, Echinoidea, Camarodonta, Strongylocentrotidae. Bases 15 to 2516 code for a protein of 833 amino acids. Gene Ontology annotation, cellular component: HOPS complex; endosome; lysosomal membrane. The transcript is spliced from 22 exons.